AGAAUACAAACAAAAUCCCAACUUGGACCAUGGAUCGUUCAAAUGUCCAACAAUUUUGUCAGAUUCGAAAUGCAUAUUUGAUUUAGUGAUUAUUUUUGUUGCAUUGUAUGCACUUCGAAUCGGACCCAUGGCUGCAAUGAAUAGAAAACGAAGCAAUUUUAUCAAAAUGCAAACAAAACUAAACAAAUCCGCAGUGACAGCAGCUAUAGUAUUUGGUUUCGUUUAUCUGAAUGCUGACUGACAACAGAUAUGUGCACGAUUAGAUGUGCACACCACUAUGCAUUUACGCAUUCACACAUACUUACAUGCGCAGGUGUGUACGUGUGUUGAACGCAUUUUGUAUAUAUGGGCAAGACUAUCGCUACGAUGACACUGGUUACGCUCUAUGACUUCAACAUUAGAUGUUGUGUUGUGAAGGCCACUAGAACAGUUUCUGUACGAGUUAAUUGUUGUUAUUUUGUUAUUUUGUUUGUAGUUUUGCUAGGCAGUGUACAGCUCUUUGUUGUCAGUUCGUGUCAGUUUGCAAUGGGUGCUCAAUAUGAAGAAAAGUUACCGGCUCAUAACUAUGAGUACGCUGAAAAAGCAUUGGGCGAAACAAAAGAGAAUCGCGAUCGCUGUUUGGUGGAGAUUCAACAAUGGCUCGACGAAAAUCCGAAAAUCAACGCCAAUCGCGAUAUCACAUCGUUGAUCCACUUUCUACGCGGUGCCAAAUUCCAAAUGGAAAAAGCCAAAAAACGAAUUGAAACGUUUUAUCAAAUGAGAGCUGAACGUCUCGAAUGGUUUGCCGAUCGCAAUCCAAUGAAACCAGAACUUGAGGAACUUCUGGAUCUUGGACUAUUUUUACCUCUGCACACAAAAGACGUCAACAACUAUCAAGUGUUUAUUAUUCGAACGGGCGUUCAUGAUACACACAAACACGAUCAAAACGACGUACUAAAGGUCAUGAAAAUGGUACUCGAUGUCAUUCUCUAUCUGGAUGAGACAAUUUCGAUCUACGGAACAGUGGCGAUUUUUGAUAUGAAAAACGUUACAUGGCGUCAUGGACUUCAAAUGACCCCAACGAUUAUAAAAAGGGCUGUCCAUUGCUGGGAAAAUUAUUCAUGCAAAGUGAAGAAACUAGAGUUUGUCAAUGCUCCACAGCACAUAAAUCUCAUAUUGGAUAUAUUCCUCAAAUUUAUGUCGAAAAAGUUGCGCAAUCGUGUUUUUGUGACCAGAGGUCAAUCUACCGUCGAAGCUACACUGCCAAAAGACCUUGGAGGCGAUGGUCCAAGCUAUGAAGAACUAUCAAAACACUGGAAACAGAAGACACAAGAGAAAGCCAAAUGGUUUGCCGAACAAGAGCAAUACAAAAUGAUUCUCGACGAAUAGUGGUGCAUAUCGCGAGUGAUGCAUCAAUUUUGCAUUCGAAAGAAAAAAGCAAAUAAAUACAUUUCGGGUGGUCAGUUUACGUUGUGUACAAAAUCAUUUUUAUUUUUUUUUUAUAUAAAUUUACUCAUCAAUUUGUACGGGAAAUGUGUUGUUGAAUAAAAAAUUAUCAAAACCAACAAAAAAAAUUGUAUACAAUUUUUAUUUUCAAAUUUAUUUAUUUGUUUUGUGAUUUCUAAUUUUUUUCCCCUUAGAAUAUAGAAUAUAUAAUAUAUAUAUUGGAAAAAUAGUGCAUUUCGAGAGUGAUUUCUAUGAGUUUAGGUAAUUUAUUCUACAAGUGAAUAAUCUAUCGAGAACAUUUAGAAUUGCAUCAGUCAUUCAUAGAUGAUAUUGUUUUCUUAU
Messenger RNA from Sitodiplosis mosellana (orange wheat blossom midge), 1767 nucleotides. It is a transcript of the gene pinta, whose product is annotated as retinol-binding protein pinta. NCBI's taxonomy places the organism in Eukaryota, Metazoa, Arthropoda, Insecta, Diptera, Cecidomyiidae. Bases 346 to 1368 code for a protein of 340 amino acids. The transcript is spliced from 4 exons. The record is from RefSeq and is a predicted model, not a curated record. Gene Ontology annotation, molecular function: phosphatidylinositol bisphosphate binding. Gene Ontology annotation, cellular component: membrane.